Messenger RNA from Trametes versicolor FP-101664 SS1, 1806 nucleotides. RefSeq names its product NIF-domain-containing protein. The transcript has 4 exons. Lineage: Eukaryota; Fungi; Basidiomycota; Agaricomycetes; Polyporales; Polyporaceae. The coding region runs from base 50 to 1450 and encodes 466 amino acids. The record is from RefSeq and is a predicted model, not a curated record. Gene Ontology annotation, molecular function: protein serine/threonine phosphatase activity.
CCUCGACCUCCUCCUUCAGGCCGCCCUCCUCGGCGUCGGCCUGUCGCACAUGAACUCCCUCUCAUACCUCUCCCGCCAGUUCGAUGUCUUGGCCUCUACGCGUACGCCACCGAGCACCCCCACCUCCGAGGACGCCCCAUUGCUCCACGAGAGCGAACGCAACACCAGACUCAAACGGUCGGGAUCCACGAGGUCCUUCCUUGUGCCCCAGCCUUUGCAUUCCUCAGGAGGAUGGACCCUGAAGAGGUCCUAUUCAUCUCCUGCCGAGGUCAACCCGAGCACCCCGUCUGCCUCCACUUCGUCAUCUCCCCUGGGGCCGUCCAUCUCCCGCAAGUCCUCGCGCCCCCCUUCUCGGCGACCGUCUAUCUCCUCCCCGGAGAAGGCGAUCUGCCCUAACGGUGUGAGCGACUCGCCCCUGGUCAGACGUCUCGUCUUCGUGCGCAUCAUCCUCCAGCUCUGGCACGCUCUCCUUGCAGCCGUGCGCGGCUUAAUGAGGCAGGAUGCCGCAGUAACUGUGCACAUCGUCGACGCCGCCGUAGACGACAACUCAGAUGAGGAGGAGAAGGACACCGAGGACGAGAGUAGAGACGAGAAGCCACCCCUGCCGGUACCCCCAUCUGUAUUACUAGAUUCGCAGCAACCUCCGUACCAGCCCGCAAUCCCAUCCCCCCUGUCGCACCAUCCACCCGCAUCAGCACCCUCAGAGAAAGUCCCACCAAUAACGAUACCCUUCGCCGUCGUCGACUCCGACGAACGGUUGCCCUCACUUGUCUCCUCAAGGUCCCAACAUCCCACUCUUUCCACGCUGACGCCCCCAGCUUCAAACCGGUCCAGAUCAAUAACGCCUACGCCUCCCUCGAAGCAGACAACACCAUUCCAUCUACCCAAAACAUUGGUAUUGGACUUGGACGAAACGCUCAUCCACUCAACCUCGCGACCCAUUCCCUCUGCCGGCGGCUCUGGUCUCUUCGGCUUCGGCGGGCGGAAUAAGGGUGCGGGGUACACUGUCGAGGUGGUACUGGGUGGCCGAAGUACGCUGUACCAUGUGUAUAAGCGGCCAUUCGUCGACUACUUCCUGCGGAAGGUGUCGCAAUGGUAUACGCUCGUUAUAUUCACGGCCUCCAUGCAGGAGUACGCCGACCCGGUCAUCGACUGGCUCGACGCCGGUCGCGGGAUUUUGGGGCGCCGUCUCUUCCGCGAGUCGUGUACACAGCUCCCUAAUGGAUCAUAUACCAAGGACCUCUCGAUCAUCGAGGCGGACCUUUCCCGAGUCUGCCUCAUAGACAACUCGCCCGUCUGUUACAACAUUAACGAAGCGAACGGCAUCCCGAUAGAAGGCUGGACGCAUGACCCCCACGACGAGGCGCUGCUUGACCUGCUCCCCGUGCUCGACUCCCUCCGCUUCACGCGCGACGUCCGGAGCGUUCUCGGGAUCCGCGGCUUCUCAUGACCCCCGUGUCGGUCCUCGCCGCCAUCGCGCGCUGGGGCUGGGGUUGGGGACGCGCGUGAGACGGUGGGGCUGACGCCCGGCCCGCGCUUCUUCCACCCCGUACGCUAUCCGCUUUACGUCUUGGGCCCGUCGGUCGGGUAUACAGGUCUCGUUCGCUCGCCGUGUUAUUGCAGGAACUAUCGUCGCAUCUGCUAAUUAUUCCACCACCACCCAUCCAUCCCACCUACCCGCUUCCUGUCGAUUUUGCAUUCGCACCCCACACCCCAUCCCUCAUCCCGCGCCCCCUCACUCUCCCCCUCACGUCGCUUUCAGAACCCGGUCCUUUGAUCAAUGAUGACAACGCAUCGUCCACGUCC